AUGGCAGAAUUCCUCGGCAAGAAACAACGAAGAAAGAGCGUCAGCGUGUUCAGUCCAUCCACUCCAAACCCGACACCGGCGCCUCGACCGCCCCAUGCUCGAACACCCUCAGAUGACACCUUGACCAGAGAUAAGAAAUCCCGCCGCAAUUCUGGCUUCUUUGGCCGGCCCCAGAGUCCGAGCAGGAAAGCGAGCGGUAGCGGCCCCAAUGUACUCCGCCGCCCGGGCACGGCUGCUGCAGAGACGGCUGCUUGGGCUGCGGCCAUGCAUUCGACCCCCACACUGGAGAUCCCCCAUCCUCGCCGAAAAUCAUUACAAAAGAAACGAGCUUCCGUCUUUGGUUCGUUGAAGUCGCUACACUCGUUGGAGGAUGAAGAUCCACUUAGCGCGUCGGUGGCCUCGGUGGAGGAGCCAAACGCCCUCAGCUCUCGGAAUGUGAUUUGGUCUUCGGCAAUCCUUCACUAUGGUGAAAUCCAGACGACCGGUGGCAUGUGGAAGCGGAAAAGUCAAUACCUCGUACUAACGGAUACGCAUCUGGUCCGCUUCAAGAACCAGAGCAAGGCUGCCGAUGCUUUUCCCUCAAUUCCACCGACUUACAACCCUCGUGCUCCGGCGACGCACCGCCAAUCCGUGGCCUCGAUCAGUUCUUUGCAGGACAUGCAAUUGAUGGUCGCAGCCGAAUCAUCAGUCGGUAUACCCUUGAACAGUAUCAUUGCUGUUUACAUGCUCGAAGAUGCACGCUUGUCGCCCACGGUCGAGGUGGCCUACCUGGAUGAGCGCACGCACAAAGCGUCUUUGAUUCAAAUGCAAACCCCCGAUCAACAGGAAUUGAAUCUUUGGAUGGUGGGUAUUCGCCAGGCCGCACAGUUGACCCGUUCCAACGACCCGCUGCCGUUCGAUCGCAAUGCGGUGGAGUAUGUAACCAAGAUGUUGGAACACGAACGAGACUAUGAUCCGGACACCUUCCGAAUGUUCCGUGUCAUACAGAUCGCUUCGAGUAAAUCACCCACCCGUUCGUCCUCGGAGGACCUAACCAAACUGUCACCGACUGGCUGCUACCUCGUGAUUGGAUUGCAUAAGGCCCAUUUGAUUCCUAUGCAGAAGGCGGCCAACCGGGGCUCAAUGGUAUCCUUGUCGGACAUGGAGACUGUCACCUCGUUUGGCCUUAUGAACUUAACGGGCUUAUCUAUGGAAUAUGGAGAUGAUAGUUUACAUUUGACAUUCCGGGUCCCCUUGAGAAAAUCGUUCAAUGUGUUCUUGGCUUCGGUACAUUCUGUGGAAGUUGCUUGUUGGAUCCGGCAACAUACCGAGUUCCUGCGCCCGCUGUGGACAAGGCAGCCGUACGACUUUGUUGUCCCACCUGAUUUGCACAACGCCGAGAAUUUCCCUCUAGUUCCUUUGGAUGAAGAUUACGGCUGCUUUGAUCGAACACUCGUUGCCUACUCCGCUAGUUACGAUGUUGAUACGUCCAACAUUCGCUACACGAUCGACUUGGCAUGUGAGGAUGCUCCAUGCUUCCGCCUUCUCCGGCCAGCUUCGACUCGAACUUCUCGGUACAGCGCUCUGGAAUUGAUUGCGGUUAUGCGUGCCCUGCGAUAUAACGAGUCCUUUCGAUCUAUCUCAUUCCGUGGUAUUAACCUUGAUGCGCUCCAAGGCAUCCGUGAUCUGCACGGCGUGGACCCCGACGUGCAUCUCGAUAGGUCUGGGUCAUUGGUGCAUAUCCCCGGUCAAGGAAGUUUGAGCGUUCUAUCGCAGGAGGUACGAGCAUUGGCACUCAAGAGUGCUCGGCUCCGUCGACUGGACUUUGCUUACUGUCUCACCCGAACCCCAACUUUGGACAAGGGCAGCCGGGAUCCAGGCUGCGGAAUUCCCGAGGCAAUUUUCCCAGUCUGUCGUCGUGAGAUGACCAAUGUCGACUGGGUGGUAUUGAAUGGUAUCAAGCUUGGCGAAUCGGAUUUGGAUUAUCUGGUUGAUGCCGCUUCUCAAAGCCAAAGUCAUUUGCGUGCGUUGGAAGUUGGAGACUGUGGUUUGUCUGUUCACGACUUGGAUCUUUUAUUGUCGACUCUGGUGGCCCAAGAAACCACCCUCGAAGCAAUCAACAUAUCCGGGGUCCAGGGUCGCUUGAAUCCGGACGUGUUGCAACAAUACAUUGGCUACUUUGGCCAGAUCCGGAAGAUUAACCUUUCUCGCAUUUCACGCACAUCGGGUUCGGACCCUCUAAUCACUGCAGAAAUGCUGUUUAACUGGCAGCUCGAAGAAUUGAUUCUCAGUCGCACGGCUGUCAAUCGUGAGACUGUUGACUCCAUUGCUACUUACCUGGCAAGUGAUCGUUCGCAGAAUCUUCGUAUGCUUCGUCUGGACCAAUGUGGCCUAAGCGGAGAGGAUGUUGCCAUGUUCAUGCACUCAAUGUCUGCUGGACCAGACACUCCGCGAAGUCUUCAUUUGCAUGUCAAUGAAAACAGACUUGACAAUGGCUGUUCUUUCCUCUUCGAUGCCAUUGCGAAGAAUAUCACCCCUACUCAUGUUUCCAUGCAAAUGAUUGAUUUCAAGAAAGAAGAGCACUUUCGACAACUAGUUGAUGCUCUUCGAAAGAAUACGACCAUACGGUACUUGGAUAUCUCCAAGGCAUCUCUUCCUUACGACGCAGGCCCUGAGACCUGCAAGGCACUGCAACUUAUGUUUGAGCAAAACGACACUCUUGAGGCUUUAGAUAUCAGCGGCGAGAGUGCACACCUGGACGUUGCUCGAUUUGGCAUCGGACUCAAUCUGGCUUUGACCGGCUUGAAGAAGAACACAUCACUCAAAGUUCUCCGCAUCGAGCAUCAGAAGCUGGGUCUUCAGGGUGCCAAUACAUUGGCUUCAGUCCUAGAAGAGAACGAGUCAUUGCGUGAGGUGCAUUGCGAGAACAACGAUAUCAACCUGCAAUCCUUCACUGUAUUGGUUAAUGGACUCCAAAGCAAUCGCACGUUGCUUAAUCUAUCCUCAAUGGACCGGGAUCGAGCUCUAUCUCUUGACAGGGUACGCCGAGAAGUUGACAAUGUCCGUUGGGACGCUAGUCCCGUCCAAAGCUCUACGGCGAAUUCCAUUCGUCGAUCUCUACAUGCAGCAAUGGGAGUCCGGUCUAGUGGAUCCAGUGGUCAUCGAUUGACCAAAGCACCCCCGACACCGGCACAUUCUCCAUCCUCUUCUUUGGAUACCUCGGCAUUCGCAAGUCACAACGUGGAUUUGGUUUUGUCAUCACUGCAACGCAAGUGGGACAUGGAAAUUGAUCGUUUGCAAAGAUAUCUUCUCCGCAAUUACAACUUUUCUCACGGAAUUGAGGGCGCCGAAAUUGAUGAUGGUGCCAGCGAUGGACGACCUGCAACCGCAGCCAGCCUUGGGACCAUGCUGGACAACCUGAAGUUCGAGAUGGCUGUAUCGACAGAUGAAGUGCAAGCCUCCCCUCCCGAGGAGGAAGCUCCUGUGUCGAUUCAAGUCAUUGUAGAAAGACCAGACCUUACUCCCAAAGCCAAGCCAGCGCCUAGGCGGAAACUCUCGGCCAAGGCUAGCCGAAUGAAGAGUGAACCUGAUCUCCGGCCCCAUACUGCCCGUGCCCAGGUAUUCUCACCAGAGUACGGUUCAACAGGCCCUUCAUCAUCUCGCUUGGCUUUCCCUGUUCCCGCCAUGCCUACAGCGAUCACUAAAGCGAGUAGUGUUCGCAGCGCACGCAGCUCUAGCACCGUCUCAACCAAUAACGGCAGUGCGCGCAGCACCUACGGGAUCGCCUCAUCUACUCUGCGAGGCUUUCUCACAGGCAGUGCCUCAAAGGAGCGUCGCCGGGUAGAAUCGAUGCGCCCUGUGUGUGUCUCAAGUGAGAAACCCCCACAGCUGGACUGGUCACCGCCCAAGCUGGACUUGCAGGAACUCGAGUAG
Molecule: messenger RNA, 3912 nt
Organism: Penicillium verhagenii
Lineage: Eukaryota; Fungi; Ascomycota; Eurotiomycetes; Eurotiales; Aspergillaceae
Exons: 2
Coding region: 1-3912 (1303 amino acids)
Source: RefSeq, a predicted model, not a curated record